CAGAGACGCAAUGAUGUGGGCGAGGGCAAAACCUUUACGGAGAUUUUUUUACGGGAGAUCUGACUACGAGGGAGAGAUGGGCGUGACAAGGGAGCGCCUAUGCAAGAAGACAGAAAAUAUUCUUCUCCUGAAUUAAGAUCCGCGCUGUCUACCGUGUAACCGAUGAGACCGGACUGUGGCAAUGCAAACCACAAGGCGUGAUGAGCGUGCCAGCCAGUUUAGCACAACGUGUGAUGAAUUAACAACACGACGCCCUAUUUUAAGGCCACACGGGGAUUGACAAGCCAAGGAUAUUUAAGGCAGGGGUCUAUAACAUCAUCAGCUUUGAACUGUUCCUUUGGAGAUGGUUUUAGAGGGGAGCUCUGAAGCUCUUUGCCCUCCACCAGCCCUUGAGCUACGGCCAUCUUGCAACAAAAACCAGCCAUCACCUCCUCUGGGUUCAGGAUCCCAGUCCCAUGACGCUCUCUGUCCUGAGGACAAGGAGCCCGUCAAGUAUGGGGAGCUGAUUGUAUUGGGGCAUAAUGGUUCGCUAGCUAGUGGGGACAAGGGCCGCAGGAGGAGUCGACUGGCACUUUACAAACGACCCAAAGCCAAUGGCGUCAAACCUGAUGUUAUCCACAAUGUGUCCACACCUAUGGUAUCAAAGGCCCUAAGCAACAAAAGCCAGCACAGCAUCUCGUACACACUGUCCCGAAGUCAUUCUGUUAUUGUGGAAUAUACACAUGAUCCCAACACAGACAUGUUUCAGAUUGGUCGUUCCACAGAGAGCAUGAUAGACUUUGUGGUGACAGACACUACUAGCAGUGGCGGUGGAGGGCAGGGAGGCGUAAAUGGAGAAGGAGGACAGUCGGCACAAAGCACGAUCUCCCGCUACGCUUGCCGCAUCAUGUGCGAACGUACCGCUCCGUACACUGCGCGGAUAUAUGCCGCAGGCUUUGAUUCUUCCAAAAACAUCUUUCUUGGGGAGCGUGCUGCUAAAUGGAGGACCUCUGAUGGUUUGAUGGAUGGACUAACAACCAAUGGGGUGCUGGUAAUGCAUCCAGCGGGAGAAUUUGUAUCCGAACCCGCUCCAGGGGUAUGGAGGGAGAUCUCAGUAUGUGGGAAUGUUUUUGCUCUUCGAGAGACGAGGUCUGCCCAGCAGAGAGGAAAGCUGGUAGAGAACGAAUCAAACAUGCUUCAAGAUGGUUCACUUAUCGACCUUUGUGGGGCAACUCUACUUUGGCGGACCCCGAGCGGUCUUCGUCACACCCCAAAUCUAAAACAGCUCGAGUCUCUUCGCCAAGAACUAAAUGCCGCCCGCCCCCAAUGCCCUGUGGGCUUCAACACGCUUGCCUUCCCAAGCCUGGCCCAACGCGCCACUAUAGACAAGAAACAGCCAUGGGUCUAUAUGAACUGCGGCCACGUGCACGGCUACCACAAUUGGGGUUUUCGGAAAGACAAAGCAGGAUCUUCUGCCUUGCCGCCAAGUGGGGGUGGUGGAACGGCUCCAGCUACUUCUGGAGAACGAGAGUGUCCCAUGUGCAGAGGAGUGGGCCCCUACGUACCCCUCUGGCUUGGGUGCGAAGGGGGUCUAUACCUGGAUGCAGGCCCCCCGACACAUGCGUUCUGCCCUUGUGGUCAUGUGUGCUCAGAAAAGACAGUGCAAGGUUGGAGUCAAAUUCCACUGCCACACGGAACGCAUGCUUUCCAUGCAGCUUGUCCUUUCUGUGGAACGUGGCUAACGGGAGAACAAGGCCACGUCAAACUUAUCUUCCAAGGGCCGGUCGACUGAGUGGAAUAGCUGAAAGAUGGAGAAUGAACAUAAAGAGAAUGAACAUAAAGUCAGAGCUAGUGACCAAGGUGGGGAAAAAGAAAACUUAGUUUGUUAUGUGAUGCAGCAUAAUGUAAAUAUAAAAAAAUAAAAUAAAAGCUGAAAACAUGAA
Messenger RNA from Misgurnus anguillicaudatus (oriental weatherfish), 1922 nucleotides. It is a transcript of the gene peli3, whose product is annotated as pellino E3 ubiquitin protein ligase family member 3. Gene Ontology annotation, molecular function: ubiquitin protein ligase activity; protein binding. Gene Ontology annotation, biological process: regulation of Toll signaling pathway; protein K63-linked ubiquitination. The record is from RefSeq and is a predicted model, not a curated record. Lineage: Eukaryota; Metazoa; Chordata; Actinopteri; Cypriniformes; Cobitidae.